CAAACCCAAGUACUCAAAGUGUUUCUAUAGAUCUUUCUACACGAUCUCCAUUCCGUACAUUCGCCGGCGCAUUUUCCGGUGAUCCCGACGCCGGAGAGUUCUUACGUUCCUGCUCACAGAUCCCCCGCGAUCGCCGCCGACAGCUUCCUGCUUCAGAUAACAUCAAUGUGCCUUGUUGUGGAAAGAAAUUUGAAUCGGAGGGUGUUGUUACUGGAGCGCUGGAUAGGAUAAGGAAGUGGGAUAGCCUCAGCGGAGAAGAGUUUGGGGUGAAGCAACAAUAAUGUCUUUUCAGAAUCAGGGCUUUUGGGUGGCAAAGGGUACCGGGGGUGUAAACGAUGGUGAGAGGCUUUGUGGUAAUUCAUCUACAACUGAGCCUAAGCGUUCUCAUCAAUGGUUCAUGGAUGGUCCUGAGGUAGAGUUAUUCCCUAACAAGAAACAGGCCAUUGAAGUUCCAAACACCAAUCUAUUUUCAGGCUUAUUGAAUGCGAAUGUUUCUCCCUGGGGAAAUGCUCCCAGUUUUCAGUCGUUCUCUGGGCAGUUCACGGAAAGGUUAUUUGAUUCUGAAGGAGACAGAGCGGUGAAUUUUGAGGACAGAAACACAUCACUUGGCUCAGAAAAAAUGAGAAAAGUUAAUGAGGAUCUAUUUGGGAAUGAUUCCUCAUUUGGUUUAUCUAUGUCACAUUCACUGGAAGAUCCUGGAUUGAGUUCUAACUAUGGUGGUUUUAGAAAAGUCAAAGUCAGUGAGGUCAAGGACUGUGAGAAUGUCAUGCGUGUUUCUGCCGGACAUGCUUAUAGUCAGGGAGAUAAUGAUGCCACGUUGACACCUCAUGUUUACAAGGCUGAGGACAACUCAGGAUCAAUGGGUCUCACUUAUAAGAAAGAGGAUGAGAACUUCAUAUCUAUGAGUGACUCUUUUACCAGGGCAGAAAACAAUUUUAGAUCAAUAGGACAACCCUUUACUAAAGGGGAUGAGUACACAGGAAUUUGUCAACCAUACAAGGAGAAUAAUAAUACCCUAUUGAGGAGUGGAGUACGGAACAAGGGUGACAGUACUAUCAUCUCGAUCGGUGAAACUUACAACAAGGCGGAUGGAAGUACCAUGUCCACCGGUCAUAUAUAUGAUAAAGGGGGAGACAUAUCGAUAGGUCAUGACUAUAGCAAAGUUGACAGUAGCAUGUUGUCGAUUGGUCACUCUUACAAUAACGGAGAGAGUACUAUCAUAUCCUUUGGCGGUUGUGAUGAUGAUGAUGAUGAUGUAAAUACCUCAACAAUUUCUGGUUAUGAACUUAUGGGCCGACCUUUUCCAAAAACAGAAGCUAUGAAUGAGAAAGACUUUGGUAAACUAAAUGCCACCGCAUUUGUAAAUCGACCGCAUAUAAUUGCUGGAGCUGAAACAGUUUCCAGGAAGAAAGAUGACCAGAAAACGUCUAAGAAGGCUACUUCAAACAACUUCCCUUCAAAUGUCCGAAGUUUGCUGUCCACUGGUAUGCUCGAUGGAGUUCCUGUCAAGUAUAUUGCCUGGUCGCGGGAGAAGGAGCUGCAGGCUGUAAUUAAAGGUUCUGGAUAUCUAUGUGGCUGUCAGUCAUGUAACUUCUCUAAGGUAAUCAAUGCAUAUGAAUUUGAGCGUCAUGCUAGUUGCAAAACAAAACACCCCAAUAACCAUAUCUAUUUUGAGAAUGGGAAGACCAUUUAUGGGAUUGUUCAAGAGCUCAGGAGCACACCUCAGAAUAUGCUCUUUGACGUUAUUCAGACUAUCACGGGUUCACAAAUCAAUCAGAAAUCUUUCUGUCUUUGGAAAGAAUCGUUUUUGGCAGCAACACGUGAACUCCAACGUAUAUACGGGAAGGGUGAGGUGAAACAAGUGUCAUGAAGCAUGCACCUUUGCUGUUAAGGCAGGGUCUUGCUCAUGUUGUGCAUACAAGUAACCUUUUUGUUGGCUCUAACAUGUACUCAUUGAUGGUGAGUACACGCCAUAUUCGCAAGGGCUCGGGGUUAUCAUGUGAAGGACAAACUAUUAUCAUAAAGCUUUAUACUGAAACUUUUACCCCUGUUGUUGGUGCUUCGAUGCCUGAUGCCAUGGUGUAGUUGUAGCAUAACUCUUGAACAAAUGAAAUUUUAAGAAUUUUGUUACUUCAGGAAUGAUGGAAUUACAUUUUUUCUUAAGAAUUCAGUGCUGCAGUUGAUCCAUUAAU
Messenger RNA from Argentina anserina (silverweed cinquefoil), 2192 nucleotides. RefSeq lists its product as uncharacterized. Gene Ontology annotation, cellular component: nucleus. Gene Ontology annotation, molecular function: RNA polymerase II transcription regulatory region sequence-specific DNA binding; chromatin binding; histone binding. The record is from RefSeq and is a predicted model, not a curated record. Gene Ontology annotation, biological process: positive regulation of transcription by RNA polymerase II. The transcript has 6 exons. NCBI's taxonomy places the organism in Eukaryota, Viridiplantae, Streptophyta, Magnoliopsida, Rosales, Rosaceae. The coding region runs from base 281 to 1870 and encodes 529 amino acids.